Pyricularia pennisetigena is the source of this 2526-nucleotide messenger RNA. RefSeq lists its product as uncharacterized. The transcript is spliced from 2 exons. Lineage: Eukaryota; Fungi; Ascomycota; Sordariomycetes; Magnaporthales; Pyriculariaceae. The coding region runs from base 1 to 2526 and encodes 841 amino acids. Gene Ontology annotation, molecular function: zinc ion binding; ubiquitin-protein transferase activity. Gene Ontology annotation, cellular component: endoplasmic reticulum. The record is from RefSeq and is a predicted model, not a curated record. Gene Ontology annotation, biological process: protein ubiquitination.
AUGCGGCCGCCGAGGGUGGUCAUACUCAUCUUCUUCUUCUCAGCCGCCCUCUUCCUAUUCUGCCGUUCCAUCACGUCAUUCGCACACCGAAAGCGCGAACCCGAAGGGUCGAUAGCCUCGCCGAUACCAGAACAGCCGCCAGCAAAUUCCAAGCUCCGAUCCUUCUUUUCCCUCUCGACACCCUUCUCACUGUUCCCUCCGAAUGCCAUAAUAUCUCUGACGGACGACAACAGUACGUCCUUUCAGGCUCGGCCCGCCGCUUUUGGGCCACAGCUUCCACAGAAGGGCCUGAGCGGUCAGCUGUGGAUUGGAAGCGGCUUUGCCGACGACAAUCUGCCCGAAGGCGAAGGUGAAGGGGAACUCGGCUGCAGCGAUGUGCCAGGUUGGGAGGAUGGGGCCGCGGGGCUAGCUGCACUAGCUGGUCUGAAGCCCAUGAAGAAGGGGGGUUUCACAAAGACCACCAAACUCGGGGCUGGAGAUGUCAAAUCGUCCAAGAACUCUAAGAGAGAUGUUGGCAAUCCUGGUGGCCCCGUCGUAGAUCGCAAGGCGAAAUCAAGCAGUCGUGAUGAUGCAAAAAAGAGCCGGCCCUUUGACGACGGCACGGACGAUUAUCUUCACCAGGGAUUCCAGCGAUCCUCGCCGUUGCGUGGAGACAAGUCGCAGUCGCAUUCCGACAUACAGUCCAUGCAGGAGACUGCAGAGAUCACGGGCAAGGUGGUGCUGCUUAGCCGAGGAGGUUGCGGUUUCCUUGAGAAGGUCAAAUGGGCUCAGCGCAGGGGUGCUGUUGGUGUAAUCGUAGGAGACAACACUAAGGGCGGCCCGUUGAUUCAGAUGUUCGCCAGAGGCGACACGUCUAAUGUGACGAUCCCCGCAAUCUUCACGUCGCGCACGACGGCACACAUUCUGUCCUCGCUAAUGCAGCCCGGCAGCUUCAUCGAGGACAUCAUCGAUGAGAACGGCAAGGCCGUUGUCAAAGUUCAGCAGACCGAGAAGGGUCGAAAAACACGUCACCAAGCCAACAAGGCCGAGGUUGUCAAGAAAGAGCUGCCUAAAAAGGACGUAUCCAAGGAUACCACGGCCACUACUUCGCCGCCUCCAGCGAAAUCACGAGGCUGGUUGAGCAGCUUCUUCCGCUGGAGCGUUGAUGUCGAAACGGUCCAAAAGGCCAACUCUCGAGACUGGGUGCUGGUGGACGAUUGGAGUGAUGAGAAGGACUCUCAGAUCAGGGCCAGCAUGGAAAAGGCUGCGAACAAGGACCGAGAUGGUUCAGGGGACGACUUGGACAAUUCGAAUUCGGAUGCGCAAGUCCAAUCUCUCGAUGGCAAAUCAGGUACCGGUAAAGAAAAGGACAAAUCAUUAAAGGAGGCAACAUUUAACAUCGGUGUUACUCCCAGCAGCGGACAGUAUGCCCCAGAAGCCGCAAAGCACGGCAAACUUGGAGGUAAAAUCUCCAACAAGGCGGACUUUUUGCGCCCGACGUCACAUGGAUCCUUUGUGGGCAGCAUAUUUGGAAAGUCAGGAAACUCGAAAACCGGGGAAAAGAUGGCUUCCGAAACACCUGACGGCACUGAACUACCGGAACACCGCGAAGGACUCUGGGUUACUAUUACGCCCACAGCCAGCGGGAGCCCUUUCUUCGACACACUGCUCGUUCUUGUGGUUAGCCCGUUGAUCACAUUGAGUGUAGUGUACGCUCUGCUCAUCCUUCGAGCUAAGCUCAGGAGACGACGUUGGCGAGCACCAAAGUCUGUCGUAGAGCGGCUGCCCGUUCGGACAUACCACACAGUCGCCUCGUCUUCAAACCCUUCGAGGCUACCCUCUCCGACCAGCUCGUCCCCGACCACUCCGUUACUACAACAACAGCAACAGUUGCAGCCAUCACCUCCGUCCUUACACGUAGCUUCAUCCUCUCGGUCACGACCUCGAUCACGCACUACUAACGAUGUGCCUGAUUCGAGCGAUGGAAUGUUGAGGGUCGAUCCAGAUCUGCAAACACCACUGACCCCUUCUCGGACUGGCAGGCGGAAAUCCCCACCGCAACUGUCAAGCGAGUGGAGGAAGUACAUGAGUAGACAGGUUGAAUGCGUGGUAUGCUUGGAGGAGUACGUCGAUGGUGUCAGCAGGGUCAUGAGCCUGCCUUGCGGCCACGAGUUCCAUGUGGAGUGCAUCACGCCUUGGUUAACCACACGCCGGAGAACGUGCCCCAUCUGCAAGGGCGAUGUUGUCCGGUCCCUGGCUCGUGGCUCGCCAACCAGUCCCCGUUAUGACCCGUACGACGAAGAAAGCGAUGACGAAGGCGAGGUUUUAGCAUCCGCGAGUGACGACAGCAGACCAACAUCGCCUUCAAACGACAUCGAUGUAGAGCGGGGGAUUCUAUCUUCGCCAAGUCGCAGCUCUGCACGUCCCUCAGGUCGUACCGGUCGGGGCGGCUUGUUUGGCCUGCUUUUUAACACCUGGACUACACUUAGGUCUGCAUCACGAACUGAUUCCGACAGGAACAAUCGCGAUGAUCGCCGUAUUCGAUGA